AUGGCCGAAGUCCCAAAGACCAUGUCCGGCAUCGUCAUCGAGAAGCCCGGCGGUGUCGACGUCCUCAAGUACAAGACCGACCUGCCCGUGCCCGAGAUCAAGGAGGGCGAAGUCCUUGUGAAGAACGAGUACAUUGGCGUCAACUUUAUUGAUACCUACUUCCGAACAGGCCUCUACCCCUCCUCCUCAGGCUACCCCUUGAUAACCGGCAAAGAAGCCUCGGGCACUGUGGUCAGCUCCAACUCCCCGCGCUUCUCCCCCGGCGACCGCGUCGCCUACCUCUCCGACGCCACCUACGCGGAAUACACCCCCGUCUCCGCCGCUCGCUGCGUCGGCCCCCUCCCCGCAAACAUCUCCUCUGAGACCGCCGCCGCCGCCCUGCUCCAGGGUCUAACCGCCCUAACCUUGGUUCGCGAAGCCGCGGGCAUCGAGCAAAAGCUGGGAAUCAGCGAAGGGCCCUGGACGCUUGUGCAUGCCGCCGCGGGCGGGACGGGUUCGUUGCUGGUGCAGAUCUUGAGCGUUAUGGGCGCGAAAAUCAUUGCUACGGCUGGAGGAAAGGAGAAGUGCGAGCAGGCGCACCACCAUGGCGCGCAGUGGACGAUUGAUAACAAGAGCGAGGAUGUGGUGGAGAGGGUGAGGGAGAUUACGCAUGGACGCGGGGUGGAUGUUAUCUUUGAUGGGGUGGGUAAGGCUACUUUUGAUGCGGAUAUGGAGAUGGUGGCGAGGAAGGGCAUGGUGAUUAGCUUUGGAAACGCGUCGGGUAAGGUGGAUCCGCUGGAUAUUCUGAGGUUGGGGGCCAAGAACGUUAAGGUGAUGAGGCCGGUUUUGUUCGGCUACAUUGUUACGCCGGAGGAGUGGGAGAGGUGGACGACGGAGUUGUUUGAGCUGAUCAAGCAUGAGAAGGUCAAGAUCAAGGUCCAUGAGGUUUAUCCCCUUCAGGAGGUGGCGCGUGCGCACACCGAUCUGGAGGGCAGGAAGACUACGGGCAAGUUGUUGUUGAAGCUUUGA
Molecule: messenger RNA, 1008 nt
Organism: Neurospora tetraspora
Lineage: Eukaryota; Fungi; Ascomycota; Sordariomycetes; Sordariales; Sordariaceae
Exons: 2
Coding region: 1-1008 (335 amino acids)
Cellular component (GO): cytosol
Molecular function (GO): mRNA 3'-UTR AU-rich region binding; NADPH binding; quinone reductase (NADPH) activity
Source: RefSeq, a predicted model, not a curated record